AUGGGCAUCGUUUUUAACAACAGUGAUGAAAAGGACGCUUCUCCACUUAUAGGCCCACAGUACAAGAGAAUUGUCACAAAGGAUGGCCACAGUAAUCUCAAGAUAGAAGCCCUCCCUGGAAAAAGCAUUGAACACCUAAGAGAUAUCUGGUCUAUCUUGGUGGAAAUGAGAUGGCGCUGGAUGUUACUGACUUUCUCUGGAGCUUUUGUAGCUCACUGGCUCUUCUUUGCCUGCUUUUGGUAUUUAUUGGCAUACACACACGGUGAUUUAGAAGUAUUAGAUCAUAACAAUCCACCAGAAAACCAUACCAUCUGUGUGAAAUAUAUUGACAGCUUCACCGCAGCUUUCUCGUUCUCGCUGGAAACUCAGCUUACAAUUGGCUAUGGAACCAUGUACCCUGAUGGUGACUGCCCAGCUGCCAUUGCUCUCCUCGCAGUCCAAAUGCUGUUGGGACUCAUGGUGGAAGCUUUAAUUACAGGUGCCUUUGUGGCAAAGAUUGCCAAACCAAAACUUAGAGCAACUGCAAUUAAAUUCAGUUACUUUGCUACUGUAGCGCAACAUGAAGGGGAACCAUGCUUGAUGUUCAGAGUAGCCAACAUAUGGCAAAGUCCAUUAACAAAUGUUAAAGUAACGGCCAUUUUAUAUAAGGAGUACAAAACUCAACACCUUUAUCAGACAAACAUCGAUUUUUGCAUUGACCAUUUGAACUCUAAUAAAUGCCCAUACCUCAUCUUUCCAGUAAUGUUCUAUCACACCAUCAAUCAACAUAGUCCUCUCUAUCCACUGAUUCAAGGAAAGAUGCCACCCUACUACGAGAUAGUAAUUUUUUUGUCAGCAGAACAGGAAGGUACUGGAGAGACUUGCCAGAAGAGAACCUCUUAUAUUCCUGAAGAAAUCAAACUCAACCAACAGUUUGCUCCUGUGAUAAGCUGCACUUUGAAAGGGUACUACAAAAUUGAUUUGGACAACUUUGACAAGACAAUUCCAAGAUUUCCUAUGCUAUUUAAUACAAAGGAUGCAAAGCAGAAUGAUUUUGUUGUCAACAUCAGUGAUCGUGCUGAUACUAUGAUAUUCCAUGAUAGUGCUGUCUGA
Molecule: messenger RNA, 1092 nt
Organism: Pristis pectinata (smalltooth sawfish)
Lineage: Eukaryota; Metazoa; Chordata; Chondrichthyes; Rhinopristiformes; Pristidae
Gene: kcnj13
Product: potassium inwardly rectifying channel subfamily J member 13
Biological process (GO): regulation of monoatomic ion transmembrane transport; potassium ion import across plasma membrane
Cellular component (GO): plasma membrane
Molecular function (GO): inward rectifier potassium channel activity
Source: RefSeq, a predicted model, not a curated record